AUGGCUGGUGUCUGUAAGAGGCGGCAGAACUUGGUUGGGCUACGAGCUCAAAUUUUCCUGGAGAUCGGACUGUGCCUGGAGGUCGACAGUUAUCCGUUCGCCGGUGUCAGAUGGUGUGACGGUCGCCGGUUGCUGUCGGACGAGGUCAGCUUCACCGGCGACGAGAGCCAGUGGCCGCGUGAAGACAAUGACGGGACUGACUUUCUUGCGAGAGAGAGAGAGAGAGGGUGGGGUUCGGCGGUGGUGGCAGGGAUGAUUCGACGAUGGUUGUGUGUUUGUGCAUCACCGGCAGUGGCGAGAGAGAGAGUGGGGUUGAGUGGUGGUGGCGGGGAUGCUCCGAUGGUGGUGGUGCGUCAGUUGGUUCCGGCAGUGACGGGGUGUGUCAGCGGGCGUCGGGUGGAGAGCAACAUCGUGGAAUUCCAGUUGGGUUAG
Messenger RNA from Striga asiatica, 432 nucleotides. The record is from the annotation of a GenBank genome assembly. Lineage: Eukaryota; Viridiplantae; Streptophyta; Magnoliopsida; Lamiales; Orobanchaceae.